UGUUGACGCAGGGAAGGUUUUACAGUAUAAAGCGCUCUUUCAGUGUGCCUGUGUGCGCUCUGGAGAGAACCACACAGCUCGAGAGGGAACCAAAGUAACGUCGUAAACAACCAUAGGACUAAACUAGCAUCAGUGAGAGUAAUGACUGCAAUUCACAUCAAAACUGUUUUCUAAGAUAACGCAGUAGCUCACUAAGUGUAAGCUGCGUGCACUGUUUACUGACAGCAACCGCAGAGUCUGGACUUAACGUCAGUGGUGUGUGAGUUCGUGUGCGCGCGCUCGUGCGUUAGGAAGCCACUGUCCGUGCUGCUGUUUUAAUGGGACCUACAUAAAGGCUCUGUUCACUCUGUUCAACAGGUGCUUAAUGAGAGUUUGGAAAUCUAUCCGUGCGCAAACCUGAAUUUCGGAUUAAUGCUGCUCUUCAAGCAACUUCAGAUUCGUAUGUGUCACAGACAAGUGUACAUUUAGGAAGCACUGCAGAUGUUAGUCCAUCACUGAAAACUGAGGCGCGCGCGCUGACAUGGCCACGCGCGAGACAUAGGCUAGUGCAGCGGUUUCCAGUUGAUCAAGAAGAGAAAGAGAGACACGAAAACAGCUUAAAGACUUUCACCUCAUUUGGAGAGGGGGACAAAAAUGAAGAUUCGCGAGUACCUGCUAUUACUAAAAAUCACCGUUCUACUAAAAGGACUGUGCCAAUGUUUUAACAUUGACGUGAACCAGCCACGCAUUUUCAGCGGGGCAGAGGACGCUCUGUUUGGUUUCUCUGUGCUACAGCAUGAAGUCGGGGGAGAGAAACUGAUGUUGGUUGGUGCUCCAUGGGAUGGUCCACCCAAUAACAGGAAGGGAGACAUUUAUAAAUGCAUUGUGGGAGAGGAACUGAAUUCCAACUGCUCAAAAGUGAAUCUAGCUGACAGUGCAUUUCAGAAUGUGUCACGGAAUCUGAAAAACUCUCACUUGGGCAUGACGCUUACGCCGGAUGAACCCAAUGGAUUUCUGGCCUGUGCCCCGCUUUGGUCUCAGGAGUGUGGCACAUCGCUCUUCAGCACGGGAAUCUGUGCAUCUGUUGACAAUGACCUGGAGCCUAAAGAGACCAUCGCCCCCACAGCACAGAGAUGUACUACCUAUAUGGACAUAGUAAUAGUUCUGGAUGGUUCUAACAGUAUCUACCCUUGGUUUGAGGUUCAGAACUUCCUCAAGAACAUCCUCAGCAAGUUCCACAUCAGCCCGGAGCAGAUGCAGGUGGGCAUCCUGCAGUAUGGUGAGAUCGCAGUUCACGAGUGGUCUCUUAAGGACUAUCAGACGACAGAGGAAGUGGUGGAAGCUGCCAAGAACAUCAAUCGACAGGAAGGGCGAGAGACUCGCACCGCAUAUGCGAUACAGAUGGCCUGCACAGAGGCAUUCAGUGCGGAAAGAGGAGCGAGAGAUGGAGCCACUAAGGUGAUGCUUGUGGUGACAGACGGAGAGUCACAUGAUGGCGACGAGCUUCAUGAUGCACUGGUCGAGUGCGAGAAUCGCAACAUCACCAGAUAUGCAAUAGCUGUUUUGGGUCACUACAUUCGCAGGCAGCAGGACCCAGAGACCUUUAUUAAUGAAAUCAAAUUCAUUGCCAGCGACCCUGAUGAGAAAUAUUUUUUCAAUGUAACUGAUGAAGCGGCAUUGAAUGACAUUGUAGAUGCACUUGGGGAUCGAAUCUUUAGUUUGGAAGGGACAUUGGGAUUUAAUCAAAGUACCUUUCUCAUGGAGAUGUCACAAAUUGGGUUCUCAACACACAUUUUAAAUGAUGGGAUCUUGUUUGGCAUGGUGGGAGCUUAUGAUUGGGAAGGGGGGGUUUUGAAGGAGGGUACUGAUGGAACAGUCAUGCCCCCUCGAGAAGCCUUCGAGGAAGAAUUUCCUGUGAAGCUAAAGAAUCAUGCAGCAUACCUAGGUUAUACUGUGUCCUCUGUGACAGUAGGUGAUGGGAGGAGACUCUAUGUGGCUGGGGCACCCAGAUUCAAACACAAAGGAAAGGUCAUUCUGUUUGACUUGAGUCUAGUUGGAGAUGUCAACAUCACACAGGCUAUUGAAGGAGAGCAGAUUGGCUCCUAUUUUGGCAGUGAGGUGUGUGUGGUGGAUGUCGAUCAGGAUGGUAUAACAGAUAUCCUCCUGAUUGCUGCCCCCAUGUUCCUGGGAGCAGGAAACAAAGAGACAGGCAAAGUCUAUGUCUACUGUCUAGAUGGGAAUGGUUUUGCCCCAAACGGGACCCUACAUUCUCAGCAGAAAGCCCAGGAUGCUCGGUUUGGUUAUGCCAUGGCUGUGGCUCCAGAUCUCAACCAUGAUGGCUUUUCUGACCUUCUAGUGGGCGCUCCACUGGAAGAUGAUCACCAGGGUGCACUUUACAUAUACCAUGGUGAUGAAUUCUAUAUAAAACCCCAUUAUAAGCAGCGUAUCUCUGCCUCCUCUCUCUCUGCAGGCCUGCAGUAUUUUGGCCGCAGUCUGAGCGCAUUGUUGGAUAUGGAUGGAGACAAUCUACCGGAUCUGGCAGUCGGAGCUCACGGCAGUGCCGUCCUCCUCAGGUCUCGCAGCAUAGUGCAGAUCAACAUGAGUCUGUCCUUUCAGCCACACUCCAUCAACGUCAUACAGAAAAACUGCCACAAGGGCGGCCGUGAUUCAGCAUGCCUUACCGCCACCGCCUGCUUCCGGGCCGUGUCCCGUUCCCCAGGAUCAGAUGGCACAACCUUUGAUCUGCAAGUGGGGGCCAUGUUGGAUGACAGAAAGUUGUCUGCACGUGCUUUGUUUGAUGCCAACUCUCAGAGGCAGAUACUGACAGGGGUCAGAGUUGAAGUAGGACAGUCUGUGUGCCACACACUGCCCUUCCAUGUAUUUGACACAGCAGACUACAUCCGACCAGUCAGUUUCUCCCUGAACUUCAAAAUCAAUGACACAGAUAGUGGUCCAGUGCUCGAUGAAGGCUGGCCAACCACACUUAAGCAAUCUAUUUCGUUUUAUAAAGACUGUGGAGAAGAUGAUUUGUGUGUGACAGACCUGGUUUUGCAAGCUCACAUGGACAUCAAAGGAACAAGGCAACAGCCUUACGUGAUCCGCAGUCCUCGAAGACGUCUUGCUGUGGAGGUUCAGCUUCAGAACCAGUUAGAGAAUGCUUAUAACACCAGCCUCAUUCUUUAUUACUCCAAAAACCUACACUUCAGCAGCCUGAGUAUACGGGAGGAUGGCCAAUUUAAGAUUGAGUGUACUGGACUGAGUCACAAUAUUCACUCUUGCAAUGUUAGCUAUCCAGUCUUUCGCUCUGGGUCCAAGGUGAACUUCAUGUUGGAGUUUGAAUUUAGUUGCACAUCUCUUAUCAAUAGAGUUCAAAUGAAGCUAGUUGCAGCAAGUGACAGUGUUGAGCGAGAGGACACUCUGUCAGACAACAGUGUUCAGUUACAGAGUGUAGUUCAGUACGAGCCUGAUCUCUUCAUCACCAGUGAUUCCAAUCUAAACCGCUAUGAGGUCCAUCCUACCAGGACUGUAUCAGAGGGGACAGGACCUGAAUUCUACACAAAUUUCAGGGUACAGAAUCUAGGCUGUUAUGCGGUCAGCAACCUAAAGCUGAGUGUCAGUUUACCCUCUGUAGCUGCCGCAGACAGAGCUUUUGCUUCUGUAGUGGAUGUGUUCUCUCACAAUACCUCUGGUGUAAACUGCAGUAUUAAGAGUGAACUAGCCCAGAUGAAAGCUGCUCAGAGAGACGUGCGUCUGCUGCAUCCUGACGACAUGAAGAAAAAUGAAUUUUUAAACUGCAGCUCUUCUUGGUGUGUGGAGGUUGUGUGUCAAAUCCAGCAACUGUUGAAGGGACAGACAGCCGUUAUUCGCAUCACUAGAAGGGUGCAUGACAACUUCUUCAGACAGGCUAAGUUCAAAGCUGUGAUGAUAGUCAGCUCCUACCACCUGUCUGCUCAAGAGUCUAAUCUGAUCACACUGGGCAAUGCUGGUCUUUGGAGGGAGACCGUGCUGGAAGUACUUAAGGGUCGUUCAAUUCCAAUUUCUCUGUGGAUCCUCAUUGGCAGUAUCAUUGGAGGCCUGCUGCUGCUUGCACUUAUCAUUUUCAUCCUUUGGAAGCUGGGCUUUUUCACAAGGAAACAGAGAAAAGAUGACGAGGACCACAAGGACUGAGUUUCACCUCUACUGAAGCACUGAGCUGAUAUGCCUCACAUGGUGAUCUAAUAGUGCAGUUUAAAAAUUGACUCCUUCCCUUCCUCCGGGAGUAGAACACUUACCUAUUAUACCUGCUCCACGUCUCUGAGAGACGCAAGUGCUAGCAACAGUAUUGGAUUAUAGAAAGCAGAAAUGCCUAUUGAGCGUAAGCACUAUGUGAAUAAAGCAGGCAGUGAGUUGAGGCUUGGUCAGGACAGAAUUUCAACUCAGUUUAGAAGUCAAAUGAAAGAUCUCAAGGAGGCUUCCUAGCGCACGGUAAUGAAUGGCCUUAAUAUAGCUACAGCGAGGCCCUGCUAAUGUCAGGCUGUAUUUGGAUUGCAGAGAAGAGGAGGGUGGGGAAGAGGACAAGAGUGCAAUGAAAUGCUAGUGCAUUCAGGCAUAGGCGCAAGAGGUGUAAUUC
Ictalurus furcatus (blue catfish) is the source of this 4588-nucleotide messenger RNA. It is a transcript of the gene itga10, whose product is annotated as integrin, alpha 10. Gene Ontology annotation, biological process: cell-cell adhesion; cell adhesion mediated by integrin; integrin-mediated signaling pathway. Gene Ontology annotation, molecular function: integrin binding. Gene Ontology annotation, cellular component: external side of plasma membrane; integrin complex. Lineage: Eukaryota; Metazoa; Chordata; Actinopteri; Siluriformes; Ictaluridae. The coding region runs from base 634 to 4146 and encodes 1170 amino acids. The record is from RefSeq and is a predicted model, not a curated record. The transcript has 31 exons.